Molecule: messenger RNA, 639 nt
Organism: Cornus florida
Lineage: Eukaryota; Viridiplantae; Streptophyta; Magnoliopsida; Cornales; Cornaceae
Exons: 3
Coding region: 1-639 (212 amino acids)
Source: RefSeq, a predicted model, not a curated record
AUGACUUUAGGACAUGGAGUUGGAAAUCGAAUGAUUCAAGAACGGUUCCAACAUUCUGGUGAAACAGUGAGUAGGCAAUUUGGUCUUAUGCUAGAAAAAAUGACUGUCUUGGCAUUAGAUGAGAUUAAACCACUUGAAAAUUAUGAUGAAGUUUCACAUUAUAUACGAUCUAACCCGAAAUACUGGCCAUAUUUUAAGGAUUGCAUUGGAGCCAUAGACGGGACACAUAUUCGUGCAUCACUUCCAGUAAAUGAGCAAAUCCCUUAUAUUGAUAAGUACUACUUGGUUGAUGCUGGCUAUCUAAACAUGAAAGGUUUAUUAGCCCCAUAUAGAGGAGAAAGAUACCAUCUUCCUGAAUUUCAGCGUGGUAGUCAGCCCAGAGGAUCUCGAGAAAUAUUUAAUCAAGCACAUUCCUCGUUACGAAGUGUUAUAGAACGAACUUUUGGUGUGUGGAAGGCAAAAUGGAGAAUCUUACAAAAUAUGCCUAAUUUUGAGUUUGAUAAGCAAGUUGCUAUUGUUAGUGCUUCGAUGGCUCUCCAUAAUUUUAUAAGGAGGGAGGCUAUUGCUAACAUAGAAUUUCAAACAUAUGGAAAAGAUGAUUAUGUACUUGACGAGGAAAUUGGCGAAUCCGAUAUUUAA